AUGUUCCCCCUAUUCUCUUACGCUUGCGUUGAUUUGGCAGAUGGCUUCUCUGGUUGCAAGGGUUGCGGAUGGCACCUGUCCAUGCCCAUUGGGUGGCCAUCGGCGAACAACAUCAUAUCGUGUCUUCCCAUUCAAGCCCAAAAGUACCAGGGUGCCCUCUACAAGGAGAAGCCAAACAAGCCCAAGAAAUCCAAGUCCGUGACAAUAGCCGAACCCCCGACUUCCUCCAAGCCUACUAGGCCCCCUGACCCUUGGGUUGAAGAUACUUCAGAUGUUGACGAUACCAGAUCUGCCUCCCAUAAUUAUUCUGCCCCUCCGUCCGCUCCAAGCCCCCCCCAGACCACGCCUCAACAGGAACCCGGAAACGCUUCAACCCUUACCACUACGACCCAGCCUAAUGCCCGUGUGAAUGUGUUUGAUUUUCUUGACACGACAGCCACCCCCAAUGCAUCGAAAGUUUCCCUGGGGGGAUCCAAUGCGCCAAUGGUUAUGCUGAAAAAUGCACCCCCGCUUUUCAAUGCGCCUAAGGAGCUUGCAAAACUUGACAAUGGGAGGGACGACGAGGUAAUUUACGAUGUGGCAUUUGAGGAAAACGGCUUCUCCUAUGGCGCGGACACCCUAGAGGCACCACUAUACCAAAACGGAGGUGCAAAUGGAUCCACGGCUUCUUUCAACAGUUUCAUGACCCCGGCUCCAAAGCGGAAUAAGGACCGGACGUCCCGCCGGGAUCGGGAUCGGGAUCGAGACCGGGACCGCGUCACUUCCCCGGACCAGUACCACACUCCUCAUAACAAUCUGACUAGCACAGGUGACAAGAAGCGUAAGCGUGGCCACGUUGAAGACAUUGAUGCCCAGAUGGCCAACUCGACCUCACAUGGCGGUGGCGACAUCCCAAUGAUCGACGCCCCGCCUUCAAGUUCCAUUGCUAACCCAUCAACCCCAACACUGAGCCACUCAGGGCUCACCGGUGGCCUUAAUCGCAUGAUGAGAGACAUUUCCCCACCUACUCCAGACGCGGCCUAUUGCAGCGCCGACGAAGGAGGAGAUGAUGGGCGCUACCAAUUCCAAGACCCAGCAUCGCCUAUCAAACGCACCCGCAGGGCAGAUAGUGACUCUAACCAUAACGGCAGCGGCAGUAACAAUAACAAUAACAGCAACGAUAAGAACAGCAAUGACUCCGUGAACGAAAACGACACCGCGCUCGCGCUCGCGAUCAAGGAUCGCGCAGACCACAUCAUGUCCCUACUCGCCCGCAACGGCAACGUCUUUCCCAAACCCAAACCCAAACAGUACAGCUCGUACCCUGUCUCCAUUGAGGCGGGUAAGGAUGGCAAGCGCCAUAGCCUUGCUGAAGCCAUUAUCCCCCCCGCCGUGGCUGCCGCGGAGGCGCGGCUGGAGAAGAAGAGACAGCGUGCUGCGCUGGCGCAGCCGGAGCGACGGGUGGGGACGAAGAAGAGGGUGGUGGGCGAUGCGGGUGGUAAGAGUUCCGGUGCUGGUGCUGGUGCGGCUACGCGUACCCGCACACGCGCGGGUUCUGGCGCUGGCGCUGGUUCCGGUCGUAGUGGGAAGGAUAAUAAUACCGCCGCCUCACGCCGUCUGAAGGCCAUCGAGUAUCACCCGGACGACGCGGGCGGGAACGUCGCGGAGAAUAAUGCUAACCACGACAAUCAACUCGUCGUUUACGGUGGCGGGAGUAGUAAUGGGGUCAGUGGCGGUUAUAGACGGAGUGAGGAGGACGAGCUCGUGGUUCGCGAGCAGGCGGGUAUGUUUUUAUCGCUUGUGACGAAGGGCCCGGAGUCUGGGAGGGGUUUGUCGGUUCAUAAGGCGUUGAAGCGGUUUCAUCGGGAGGACGGGCUGGGGGGGAUUUUGGAAGGGGACCGUGAUAGGGAAAGGGAGAGGGAGAGGGAAAGAGAAAGAGAAAAGGAUGGGAGGGAGAAGGGGAGAGGGCGCGGACGGAAUAAGGAGGGGAGGGAGAGUAGAGAGCGGGAAAGGGAACGGGGGAGGGAACGGAGGAUCGAGGUAGAGAGGGAGCUGUGGCGGGUAUUGAGGCUGAAGAGGAAUGACCGGGGGGAGAUUGUUGUGUUUGUCUAG
Molecule: messenger RNA, 2091 nt
Organism: Histoplasma capsulatum G186AR
Lineage: Eukaryota; Fungi; Ascomycota; Eurotiomycetes; Onygenales; Ajellomycetaceae
Exons: 2
Coding region: 1-2091 (696 amino acids)
Source: RefSeq, a predicted model, not a curated record